Messenger RNA from Effrenium voratum, 591 nucleotides. Lineage: Eukaryota; Dinophyceae; Suessiales; Symbiodiniaceae. The record is from the annotation of a GenBank genome assembly.
AUGGCAGCGGUGUCGCUGGUGGACCUGCUCACAGGCGCCGGGCCCGCUCAGCCAUUGCUUUGCGUGCGCGACGAGGCGCUGACGCUGCGCUUUGCCUCGGGCCCGCAGGAGUUUGGCCGGAAGUGGACCUUGGAGCGCGAGGUUCUCAAUGCUUCGGCGCGGAGAAAACCGCCCCAGCGGCCCAGCGCCUGGGUGGGGGCGGCCAGGCGGAGGUGCAGACUGGACAGCCACAAGGUGCUUCAGCGCCAGCUCUUCCCCUUCCAGCUGGGCCGCUUGCGCCGCGUUCUCCUGGACCACCUGGAGCGGAUCUUCGACCUCGGCGCGGUGUACCACGACUUCUACGCCGGCGCCUUGGCGGAGCACGGCGGGCCGCUGCUUUUCCGCGCGGCGCUGGCGAAGCCAUCGGUGAGGAAGGCGACCCGGAGGGCUACGCCUAUCCACAAGAGGGAGCGCCUCCAGCCCUGCCGAAGGGCGCGAUUUCGCCCACUUCGGCCUUGGAGCUGGUGGGAAAUUUCUUCUACCACGCCCACGGCCGGGAGCAGUGCGAGCCCAACUUUUGCGGCGGAUCUGACGUGCCGGUGGUGCAGCUGA